UUUUCUUGACCACCUUGUCAAUAUAUACAUACGUGAAAAUCGAACGUUUGAUUAUAUGCAGAGCAAUGGCAUAAGAAAGGAUCAAGAAUUAUUUCAACUUCAAGUUAUAAAACUUUUUUUUACAGUUUUUUUUUUAUAUUUUCUGCGAGUGUUUCCCAUCAUACAGCGAUUCGCAUUCGUAAAGUUUACAACUGAUUUUGGAUUUUAUUUCAAAAACUGGAUUUUGAAAGGAACUCAACAGAUCUGAUAACAUGUGUCAUAUCUUUGUGCUGCAGUUCUUUCUCCCUGACGAAAUGAACCAAUGAUUUCAGUUUAUAGAUUUUCAUAAACACCAUCAGCAAAUCUGAACGUAUAUUAUCGGAAUUGGCCAAAAAAUAACAACCCUGUGUUAUUUCUCGGGAGACUACGUUGACUGUUCGGAUUGACAAUGUUUCACAAAACUUUGCUGACGAUUUGAAAACAUCAGACCUCUAAAUACGGUGUCGUAUGGUUACCUUGACAACAUGAAUUUGACACCGUUCAGCUCGGAGGGACACCCCACCCCACGUCAUACCUCAUUUUUCAUCGAAGACAUUUUACUUCACAAGCCAAAACAGUUAUGUCGGGACGUGAGCUCCCUUUCAGCGUUAGUGCGCCACCCGGGUCUCUCAGAGUACGGAUAUCCAUGCCUAGGGGGCGCUCAUGUAAUCUACCCACACCAGUUUUUUCAACAUGCCCAAGGAUUCAUGCCGAAGCAUUCCGAACAUCCGUUUUUAGUCCCGACUUCAGCCGGAUUCCCUCUGAACCCUCUCUUCCAACACGACAGUCCGGGGAAACACAGUCACUGUCGACGGAGGAAAGCCCGCACAGUUUUCAGUGACCAACAGUUAAAUGGAUUGGAAAAGAGGUUCGAAUCUCAACGCUAUCUCUCAACUCCAGAAAGAGUGGAACUCGCCUCUCAGCUGAGCCUGUCUGAAACACAGGUUAAAACAUGGUUUCAGAAUAGAAGAAUGAAACAUAAAAAGUUACAGAAGAAAGGAGCUGAUGGCGAUGACGAUGAAAAUACAAACGAUAUGAACGACGAGUCAGACAUUCCGGACAGCUUUUCGUCUAAACAAAACGACAACUCAUCUUUGGAUGGGAUGUCGUCUCUAUCAGUUGGAAGCUUAAAUCCCAGUUACGUUCAUGCGCAGUCUAUUGCUUCCGAUGUUACCCUUUACGACGAUUCUGACAACGAGGCAGAUGAGGAAAUUGACGUUGUGGACUCUGACAGUGAAAAAAUCCCGUGAUGAGCUGUUAUCGUUAUAUCGUCACUGUUAUAACUGUCAUCAGUAUAUAUACAACAUGAUGUUUACACCGGAUCCAGAUGUCCCGGGGGUAAUGAUCACGUGACUAUCAUAUCGAUAUGGUUUUAAAGCCGCAUUUCAUUCUCUCGAUGAAUUCCUGGAUCCAAUUUAGUUGUCUGAAUGUUUAUGUUCAGUAAGAUGUUAUUGCCGUUUACAUUAAAUGCUAUUGUUUGUCCUUUUUGACAAAAUGUUAUAGAAGCUUUCACCAAAGACAUGAUACUAGUUGUAUAUCUGUUAUAGACUACGCCGUAACGUUUAGAUGUCCCAUCGUCUAUAUAAUGACAGGGGGAAUACAGUUCGACGAUCAAGCUACUAGCAGCUUACACCUUUUGUCGGGAUUUUUCCGGUCAGGUUUUACUUUCAAAUGACGUCAUAAACGACAUGACGUCACAAUGUACCUGGGUUCACAAAACAAGUACUGAAUACAAAGUAGUGCAAUUUGUCUCAACAUGCCAAACUAAAAUUGUGUAUUCUUGUUAUGUGAACGCAUGUCCAUAAUGACGCCACGUUAUUUAUGACGUCACGGAGUUGUCCUUUGAAAAUAAACUUUACCUGAAGAGCUAAACAAAGGGUGAAAGCUGCUUGUAAGUUGGUCCUUGAACUUAUUUGUUCCCCCCAUUUCCACUCGACAAGAACACUGACGUUUUUCUAACUAUAUAUAUUUAUGUGUGUGUUGUGCUGUUAAUCUCAAUAGGUGCUUUUUUUAUUUAUGUCUUUAGAGCUGAUCACAUGAUCUGUUUGAUAAAUAGUUUUUUUGUCAUUUUUCCUGUGAAGUUUACAAAUCCUCAUAACUUUUAAGACAGUUUUGAAUUACUGUUCCUGUUUUGAACAUCACAUUUGUCUUUCUUGUCCAGUUUCCAAAACGUCUUCAUAUUUUAUCCAAGUAAAGAUAUAUCAUAGCUGUCCAGUCA
Molecule: messenger RNA, 2236 nt
Organism: Pecten maximus
Lineage: Eukaryota; Metazoa; Mollusca; Bivalvia; Pectinida; Pectinidae
Product: brain-specific homeobox protein homolog
Exons: 4
Coding region: 504-1268 (254 amino acids)
Biological process (GO): regulation of DNA-templated transcription
Molecular function (GO): DNA binding; DNA-binding transcription factor activity, RNA polymerase II-specific
Source: RefSeq, a predicted model, not a curated record